Messenger RNA from Gilbertella persicaria, 845 nucleotides. RefSeq lists its product as uncharacterized. Bases 21 to 836 code for a protein of 271 amino acids. The transcript is spliced from 7 exons. Gene Ontology annotation, molecular function: oxidoreductase activity, acting on the CH-OH group of donors, NAD or NADP as acceptor. Gene Ontology annotation, biological process: fatty acid elongation. Lineage: Eukaryota; Fungi; Mucoromycota; Mucoromycetes; Mucorales; Choanephoraceae. The record is from RefSeq and is a predicted model, not a curated record.
CUCUUUCUCUCUAAGAAAAUAUGAACGAUUUUGUCUGUAUUGUCACUGGUGCUAAUUCUUUAGCUGGUAUUGGUCGAGCUGCUGUAUUUUCCCUUGCUCAAAAGGGAGUACGCGCUAUAUACGCUACAGAUAUCAACAAGGAUCAUUUAGAUACACUUGCACAAGAGAUCAAAGCAACCACCCAUGUUGAGUGCAUUCCUUAUCUUGUAGACGCAAGCUCAGAAAAAGACAUACAGGCUGUCAUUUCGGACGCUUUAGAUAGAUUUGGUCGACUCGACGUCUUUUUUGCAAAUGCUGGUGUUGCCCAUCCUCAGCGUAUGAAUACUGAAACAGAAGAAACGUUUCUUCGUGUGAUGCGUAUCAAUGCAUGGAGUGUUUAUGCAGCCAUCAGGAAUGCAUCGGAAGCUAUGUCAAAGACCAGUGACAAGAAACCUAUAGGUGGUGGCUCCAUUAUUGCUACAGCUUCAGUUGCUGGUAUUCGAUCAGGUGCUGGCCCAGUGGGUUAUUCAGCUUCAAAAGCAGCUGUCAUCAGUAUCUGUCAGUCUAUGGCAUGGAGGUUAAGAGGCAAACAUGUCCGUGUCAAUGCUGUUUGCCCUGGCUUUACUCAAACAGAAAUGACCAGUCGGCUAAAAAAAGAAGCAGAUAAAGAUGAAGAUGCAAGAGAAGCUUUAAACCGAGUAACCCCUUUAGAAAGAUGGGGCCAGCCAGAAGAUAUUGCUACUAUGGUAGCCUAUUUGGCCAGUUCUGACGCUUCCUUUAUCACUGGGCAAGAUAUCAGAGUGGAUGGCGGACUUAGUGCCUCGUUACCUUAUGCCCCUUUUUUCUCAAGAAUUUAAAAUAAACAA